GCGGAUGUUGCCGCUCACAUCCGGCUGGAUCUGCUAUCAGUCGAAAGAAGGACUCUGAGAAACUGCAGCGAUGUCAGUCCAGGUCGUGGCAGCGAAAAUGGCAGAGGUCGAGCUCAAAGACGUGUCCCCCGGCAAGAACCUGCCGGCCGCGUCCCCGGUGACACCCACGUCGGAGGACAAGACCGUCGGCGGGAACGAGGCCGGCUCGUCCGCCGCUACGUCCCCCGCCGCGGAGCCCUCCGCKAAAGCCGCGGAAGGCAGCCGGGGCUUGCUCACCCCGAACGCCGCGAAGAUGCCUCAAGCCUCGGCUCUGAAGCAUUCGGACACGCAGCAGAACGGCGGGGAGGCUUUUGUCAACCGGGACGGAACCGUGGCCGAGGCUCCGCGGAUGAAGAAGAUCCAGUUCGCAGACCAGAAGCAGGAGUUCAGCAAGCGUCCUUCCAAGAUCGGCCGGCGCUCCCUGUCUCGCUCCAUCUCCCAGUCCUCCACAGACAGCUACAGCUCAG
Molecule: messenger RNA, 506 nt
Organism: Austrofundulus limnaeus
Lineage: Eukaryota; Metazoa; Chordata; Actinopteri; Cyprinodontiformes; Rivulidae
Product: adenosylhomocysteinase 3
Biological process (GO): L-methionine cycle
Cellular component (GO): cytosol
Source: RefSeq, a predicted model, not a curated record